AUGAGGUUAAACUCGGACAAGUGUACUUUUGGUGUAGAGGAAGGUCAAUUCCUUGGGUAUCAGAUAUCCAAGGAAGGGAUUCUGCCCAAUCCCAUCAAAAUCCAAGAGUUCCUCGAGUUGAUAACUCCCCACAACCUCAAGGGUGUGCAAGAGAUCAAUGGUCGGCUAACGGCAUUGGGAAGAUUCAUUUCCAAAUCAGCAGAAAAAGCGCUUCCUCUGUACCAAACCCUCAAAGGGUGCUUAGAUAAAAAGCAGUUCAAAUGGACAGAAAGAGCAGACGAAGCAUUACAACGAUUGAAAGAUUCCUUAGACCAACUACCGGCCCUCGCUUUCCCGCUAUCAGGAGAGACACUACAGAUGUAUUUAGCAACUUCGGAAGAAGCUAUCUCCUUCGUGUUGGCGGUGGAGAGGGUGGCAAACAGAUCCCCAUCAACUUUGUGA
Messenger RNA from Lactuca sativa (garden lettuce), 441 nucleotides. The record is from RefSeq and is a predicted model, not a curated record. NCBI's taxonomy places the organism in Eukaryota, Viridiplantae, Streptophyta, Magnoliopsida, Asterales, Asteraceae.